ACUGGCGCAGGUCCGGAGCCUUAUAAAGAGGCUCUUCGACGUCCCGACGUUCGCACUGUGGGGCUUUCACAUCGACGCAACUAGUCAAAAGCGGUACGAAAUAAUAGCGCGAAAAAAAUCAAAAUCGAAUUUUGAAUUAUCGAAAGUUUCGUCGCCAUAUCACCAGUUUUUCUCGAUUUACUGUUCGAAAUUCGUAUCGUUCAAAGAGCAGGGAAAGUUGUCUGUUGACAAUUCCGCCACGUUUGCCGGGGACAACCUGUUGAUCGAAGCGGCGAAGGUGUAUUCUAGAAAACUUUGCGAAUCGAAAUGCGUGCUCCGUUCUACUUAGUGUGUGCCACAUUAGUGGUGAGCAUCCAUAGCGAAGACACGACAGGGAAUGCAGGUUAUUUCAAUAGGGAACAAAUCGAACCAAUUAAUAUGGCCGCCGAUCAAGAAACAAUAAGUUAUCUGUUGCCCAAAUUAACAGCAAAAUACCGCCCCAGUAACGAGUGGACGGGUGUGACCGAUCCCAGAUUUUACUUGCUUACUGAAAUGGAAUCCAACGAGCUCGAAAAUCAGGAAAGACUGAACAAGAAAAUCCGCAACAAACGUUUCAACAUCGAGGUAAAUCCUCAGAGACAGACCAGAUACUACGAUUUGGACGAUGCUCCUUCCCUAUCGAUCAAUGCUCCUAUUCAAACAUUGAGGAAAGCUUAUGCUAUCGAAAGGUUACGAGAACGAGUCAGAGCAAACAGGGAAUUCCUAAAAAAUCUGAACGAUUUACAGUAAUUCAAAUGUAGACAAAAAAUUAGUCAACAAAACCAUUUAUUAGAUCGUUACUAUAUAGAAAAAGGAUAAUUAUACAUUGGAAUUUUUUAAACAUGAGAUUUUCAACAUUAUUGCUGUAUUUGAUUGUUUCUUCUGUAUUUUUUAUGGUGUACAUUUCAAAUCGAAUUUAUUGUUAACUUUGGAAUAUUUGAAAAGGACAAACCACUUCACGCCAAUAUUAAGAUUUUUUUUCUAAAUUCGCAGUAUUUAGAUCAAAAAAGUUGUUGAUUACCUCAAGGUCGAUCAAAACUAAUAAGUACUAAACGAAUUUUUCGAAAUUCAGACAUUUUAUUAUUAAAAAUUUCAGUUUUAAAAUGUUCCCAAGAAAAUAAUAAAUAUUUCUAUUCAAUAUAAGCAAAUAAUUUAUAAUUUAAGUUAAUUAUAAAUCUCAUUUAUCAUUUUUUAGAAUAUUCCAAGAAAUCUAGUCACUUAUUUAUUUAUUUAUUUUAUUUAUAAGUUUAUACAGUAUAUCUCGACAGUAUUAAAUAUUACCUCUAACUCAAAUUUUCCUAUGGUCUAUUUGGAAAGUAGAUAUUUAUAAAUAUGUAAAAAGAUCAACUAAACUAUUUGUAAUAUUAAUUUCGCAGAUUCUGACCCCAUUUUUUCAACAUUGAUGAGUUACACUACUUUCUAAACGAGACUUAUUAUAAAGAGUGUCCUGAAAAGAGUGACAGCUUUCAAACAGAAGAAUAAAGGCCAAUUUAUAGACUUGCCGUUGCUGUUCGCGGGUGACGUUUGACGUCUAUUGACCCUAUCCAUAAACAUGACGUUGCUGCCGUUAACCUAAAAAUGUUGACGUGUGUACUGCAGUUUGGUUUUCAUGAUAUUUCUGUUGUUUUGUUUGUAAUCCGGUAUUUAUUAAAGAUAUUGUGGAAAAUAACGAAUAGUUUUGUUAUUGGAACAAAUGUGACAAACUCAAUCGGAUGUGAUUGGCCAACGGGAAAAGAUAAAAUUCAUUUAUAUUGUCACAUGGCGACGUCAAACGUCAAUGUUUUUAAUUUUGUAACAACAAACGUCAAUGGCAAACGGAAAGUCAAGUUUAUGAAUCGGCCUUAAUUGUUUUAUAAAUGAUUUAAGUCUAUAAAAAGUUUCAUCACUCUUUUAGAACCUCUCGUAUAAAAGGGCAUAUUUAGAUGAUUAAAAAUCAAUCUUAUUUAUGAUUAAUUUACAAAUAAACUUUAUAUUAUUGUUUUUUUUUUUAUUAAAAAUGAUUUUAACUCGCUAUAAUGACUUCAUUUUAUUAGUAUUUUUAUUAAUAUUGACCUUUUUACAUGUCAUUUUGUUCAUAUGUAAAAAUUUGUUGCUAUAAUAAAUACAUUACCUUGAAGCAGUGUA
Messenger RNA from Diorhabda sublineata, 2142 nucleotides. RefSeq lists its product as uncharacterized. Gene Ontology annotation, molecular function: hormone activity. Lineage: Eukaryota; Metazoa; Arthropoda; Insecta; Coleoptera; Chrysomelidae. The record is from RefSeq and is a predicted model, not a curated record. The coding region runs from base 307 to 768 and encodes 153 amino acids. Gene Ontology annotation, cellular component: extracellular region. The transcript is spliced from 3 exons.